AUGACACGAGACGAACUGAAGGACUUCCUUGCCUCCAACCUGUCCAUGUCUGGUCUAGAUUUGCUUGAAGGUCUCUGGGGAGCCGCGAGAAUGCUCCGUUAUGGUCGGCCAUCUACGACCUCCGGUGGAAUAACCGCUUACGACUUUAUCCUUCUCCUGUCCUGUAUGCUUCGUGGUUCUUUCUCUGAACGAGCAACAAUGUCCUUCUACGUCCUCGAUAUCGAUGGUGACGGCCGACUUCGUACUAACGUGGAGUUUUCUCGUUUUCUUGCAGACUCGUUUAAUCAUGGGCGGACAGGCUCCAGUAGCCCAGUGUCUGCUGUGGAGCACACGAGGGAUGCCGUCCAGUACCUAGCUUCAAAGGCCUCCAUUGGUAUUGGUGGUAGCAUCGGCCUCGCACGCUUUCUGCAGCUUUGUUCUUCCUCACCGUGGAUGAUUGACGCAAUUCUGCCCUGUAUACCUCGAGACAUUGACAACGUGGCUUUUCAAAAUCUUUUCACCAAAAAUAUAAUGACUCCAAUGCACGAUGAAAAUCCACGGCGUACAUGUUCAGUGGGCAGACGAUCGACAUGCGCAUCUUCAAUUAUUAGACGGCAGGUUCACUAACUGCUAGUUAGCGGCCUGCAGAAAUUUCGGUAUUUAUUAAUAUCGGAUUCAGAAAUCUUGAGUGUUUCUUCACUUGAGAACUGAAUAAAUUUCGGCAAAAAUCGGUGGUUUUGUAGGUAAAAAUGUGAUUUUUUUUAUUCCGGACACAAAAAUUGCGAUAAAUCUGGUUCGCACUCUACGAAAUGUUUAUGCACUGGAAAGACAAAACACUGUUCUUCUUCAGGAAAGUUCUUUGUCUAAAAUGAAAAUUUUGGGCUUAAACUCCCAACUGCCUUUAGUGCAACCAUCUUCAAACCCAGACCGUGGUUUGGCACCAUGAUAUCGACAAACUUCCUCGGGAAGUCUUUUCUGAGUUGCAUAUGCUAGGUGGCUGUGUUAAUCAGACUAGCCAGCGUUUAACCUUCCGUUACGCACUCGCUUCAAAAGCUGACACACUGCUUUUGAGAACAGCAAAAUUUAUUUUGAUUAGGCCUUAAAAGCCGAUGUUCUGACUGAGCGGUCCUGCAAUUUCAUAACUGCAAAUCGAGGUCCAAACCUUAGCAUGUCAAAUUACUUUCAAAAUCCGUUUGAAAUGACACCCUCCACGAGGCAAAAACCGGCAUGCACACUGAUAAGUCAUGUAGAAGUGAGCUCAUUUUCAGAUUUUGCUAAAAUUAAUCUGUCCACGGACGCCUCUGCUCUCGGCCUGCUCUACCUGGCAAACAGCUUGCCUGCACAAUCCCCUUUAGAAGGUCACUGAGCGUAUACCAGUAGUUGGAUUUUUUACUGAGUCUGAUUUCUUUAAGUCGACUCCAAAUGGUAGGUAACACAAGGCAGCAAGGCAACAGUGCGCUUCAGGUGUGCGAAAUGCUCAAAGCAAGCACCCAGUAGGCUUAAAUGAAACUGUCUUUUGGCUCUAUAGGAAGGGAUCUAUCUCCAGUGCUUUUAUAAUAGUUCAAGUAACGGCGUCUGCAGUCGUUUGAGCACAUUCAUGGACUUGGUGCUACCGUACUGCGUUUAAGGUCACCUCAUCCGUGAAGAUGACAUUAAGCUAUAAAUCAAAAUGCCAGAGUCUGUGAAGGUUUUGAGAGGAUGUUUGCGCCUUAACGUUUUGUUCUCGCGAUUGCAGGAGAGGGUGGAUCGAUUUCGCCAGGUAUACUGCUGCGGAUAAACACGAAUAGGGGAGUCGUGCAGAACAUAACUACAACCGAAUCUCUCAGUUAUAAGUAAAGCCCCAUAAAACAUGAUUUUUCGAUGCUUUCAGGUAGGUGCGAAACCUAACCGCACCAUGCGGCGUUGGUGUUUUAUUUUUGUUCACACUUAUUCUUGCAACCACAGUGAGUGGUGGAUCACUGAAUAAGACAUUCCUCUUCAGAAUCUCGUCGUCAAUACAGCCAAAUAGUAUUGUAAAAGUGAUCUUCGGAUGCCUGCGCAUAACCGAUUGUGCUUGAAUUUCAAUCCCUGAAUUAGUCUCCCCGAUUGCGUGUCCAACGCAUGCUUAUAUGGUCAGUCAACAAAUCAACCUGCUGACCGUGACCUGUUUACUUUCCGGUUGAAAUUAUGCGGCCUUGCGCUGCGUCAUCCUCAAGGCGAACUUGACGGGAGUGUCACCCCUUCCCCGACUCCGGGCCUGGCUAGCAGUGGCGUCGAGAUGGCCAACUGAAGAUGUGGGUGGCUGACAUGAAAGCUGGGUCCGAGCGCAUAUAUGGCCCUGCAGUAGCCCAUCAAAGCGGCUGGCUUGCUAAAUGGCUCAUUUUCACCAGCGAGUCUGCCUCUGGUCGACUGCAAUGGAAGGCGCACGUCAUUGACGCGGUGAACCUGCGGUAUCGUAGAGGUCUAAGCCGAGAGUGAGACCCUGGUUACCAUGACCUCCAGGCCCGGUCCCAAGUGAAAAGAGAAAAUGGAUUCUGGUUUGGAGGAUUGCAUAUUCUGUACAGACCAACUGGAGAAAGGAUUGGAAGAAGCUGACAACCAGACGAAAGUGUCUCCGGCGUGAGAACGGCGUCCUGUGUCAAUCAGGGAGCACGUCUUAGGCCGGGGCAAGCCUAACUCGGCCUUGAAUCUGAUUGGCCAGUCCGAAAGCCUAGUGAGAGAACGCCAGACAGCCCUGGUGCCCGUGUGCAGACACUCACGAGAGGCCCAGCGUUGUGACAGGCGCCCCAAGUAGGUGCACUACAGCGGCACGGCGCCUGGUGAAUGCUGUCUCGAGUAAACGGUAAAUCCGUGACCCCCAGACGGGCCACGUGGUAGAUGCUCUGGACCAACGGGGAGUCAUAUCAGAUUCUGGCAGGCGUUAUCAGAAUGCGCACCAUAACAACUGUCAACAUUUCGGGGGUGCGAUGGCAGACCCAGUUGCCGGUUGACGUCGCGCACAUUGUGACCCCUGCCGCCCCCAUUUUUGUUGUCGAUUAAAAUUAUGGUCAUUUGCUGUGUGGACCAAGGGGGGGGGGGCGUGGAGUGGAGCGUCAAGGUGCGGACUCGACCAUGCCAUCCACCUGCGUCCUCCGCCUCCGGUCUUCUUGACUCUGUCUUGACGCCGGAUCCAGGUGGGGGAGGAGGAAAGAGUGCGGUAGAUGUCGUGAAAUUCCACCACCACUUUAAACUAAUUCACGCGCAAGUCACUGUCCCUGCUCCCACCUUUUACUGCAGCACACGGCGGACAUCGUCGGAAACGGCGGUCGAAACGGUAAAUCUAGGGAUAAGGAAAAACGUUAAGAGCCGCAUUUAAAUGGCGCCAGGUCUCCCAUUUAGCGGCGAUUUUCUCUACAAUGUUGAGGCGCUUUUGUUUACUCUUCGUGGUUUCAAAUUCUAGAGAAUCCGGUGAGGUUCAUUGCAUUUCUUUAGAACAUCUUUUGGUGUACUUGUUGCCAUAUCACUUUCCUGGCAAAUCACAUCUUAGGUAAUCAGUAAACCAGCGAGAGUUAAUAACUUUGACCUAAGGGGCUGGCAGUUAAAUCUACAGACGGAAAAAGUUGACUUAUUUGCAUUGAAUCUAGGGCAGUGAAGAGAAAAAACCCAGCCUAUUACUGCAAACUUACGGCAAGCAUAUCUGGUAACAAUAGAAGAACAAAUUUGUGGGACCACUCCUCAUGCUUUAGUUCUCCGCGUCCGGCAGGCUGUCACGUCGGAUGAUGACACUGUCAUACCUUCGCUUGCGUGUGCGUUCAGCCCGUGGCAUUCAUACGCCGGACAACCAAGUGCAGACACCCCCAGCCCGUUAGUUGAUUGGUUGAUGGCAGGAGGCUGACGCCAACACAAGCUUUCACAAACUUAUCUCAUGUCCUAGCGAGCUGAGCACACAAGAUCGACGCCCACACACGCGGAUGCACUUGUAGUGGUGAGCAGUGCUCUCCCUUUAUAGGUCUGCUCAUUUUUCCCAGGCGGCUGCCGAAGUCCACUAUGGUCCGCGAUGUCUAAUGGAAGAACGACCCGAGUUAAACUGGGCCUGCCUACAACAUUGCCGUGAGCUUGAAGGGGGGUGGAGGGAGGGGGGACGGGACAAGGGUAGAGGGACGGGGAACAGAGUUUUCAUAUCCUUCUCUAAGCGAACUGGUUGCUGAAAUAUAUAAGCGGUGAGCAAGCACAUUCGAAGGAACGGCAGUUAGCGUACAGCAAAUGUAAACAGAAACAAGCAGGGCUAGCAAGCAAGAACAAGCAGCAGCAAAGGUAGACAGAGGCAAUCAAACGGAACGGCAUUUAGCUUACCACAAGGACAAACACAAACAAGUAGGCAGAAUCAAACAAGCAAGAACAAGCAAAGUCAAGACCUCAAAGUAAUGUUCACUUUGUCGGGAACUCAGUUACCUUGUGGCCUCCUGCGCUGUUGCAGUUGGGGUCUCGCCUCGGAGAUAUCAAGGCGGUGAUCUAUCCGGCCAGCGGAGCCGUGUUACCGUGUUCGGCGAUGCACGCAGUAAAACUGCAAAGCGUUAUCAACUCAUCACUUCCGGGCAUCACCUUCACACUCGAAAGGAAUUUGAAAACAAACUUUUAUUUUUUGAUGUCCUCGUACAGCAAAACACUGAUGGAACACUCCCACACCAGUAUACCGCGAAAAAGCUUAUGCGGAAUUUGGCCUAUAUUACAAGAGUAACCACCCUAACGCUCAAAAAAGGAAGGUUGUUAACACUAUUAAAUCGAGCAAAGACAUGCUUCUCGGAGAACGAAGGAUACAAAAUAGAACCCAAUUAUGUGUUCAACAUAUUUUCCCAAAAUCGCUACUCUAGAGAUUUUGCACGCCAAUGCUUUAGACAACAGGAAUCAAAAGAAGAAGGACAAGGGACUAGAUUGUUUCGAUUAGACGCCAAACCAAAACUGGCGAACACUUCCUUACAUCAGAAAUGUGGCUGAACUCGUUGAAAGACACCUGACGAAGCACCAAAUACGAGCGGCGCAGAGACCGACGACUAAGUUACACAACCAGCUUGUAAAAGACUCAUUUUUCUUCGAAGCAUCAAUACCAACGAGGAGAGACGACAGAGGAUGCGGGUAGAUUGAUACAAUUCUGUUUCGGGCUUAUUUAGCCUUCAUCCGUCCACUAAAAACUCUGACCACCGGCUGGUAUCAGAAACACAAACGUGCGUUCGUACACGGCGCAGAUGGUCCACAGACGGUUUCCAGCGGAUGAGUCAUAAGCACUUUACCGAACAGAAGCUCAUUCUUGCCUCGUCGCUUGUUAUUCUCUAUCGCUAUCAGCUAUCACUCCCUGCCAGCGUUGCUAACAUUUGUAGUCAUUCUUCUGUCUGUAUGGUCUUAGUUAUUUCUUUUUUACUUCUUCGAUGUCCUCCUAUCGGAUUUGUUGAUAUAUCCUCAUUGCUUAUAGCAAAUAGGGGAUUCAUGGGUAUGAACCUAAAUAUUCCCGAAUAAACCGAACCGAAUUUAACCGAAUUUGUGCCUGUUUUUCGAUUUUUUUUGCCUUUCUUUUCCAUAGAUGACUUUUACGCUUCGAAUGCCGUUUAUGCCAAUUCUUGCCAGCCCUCAAAUAUUACUGUCAGAGUAGUUGCAAAUCAGGCCAGUGAAAAUGUAAUGCAGGCAAUGUUGCCGCUUAUGUGAGCGCUUAACUGAGAAUAGGUAUAACAGCCUCUAAGUCCAACUUAAUAAAUGAGGAGGUUUGUUUUAGUGCGUGGACGGUUUCUAUUUCGUAAUCGCCCUGGGUGCUGUGAUGGCGUCCCUGGUCUAUUUCAAGUUCAAAGCCAAUGUCAAGACCGACUCAAUUAGCUUUGAUGGCUCAUCUAUCUCUGUUAAAGACUUGAAAAACGCAAUUAGGACUAAAUGCUGCCUUUAUUCGGCCGAUCUGGAUCUCAAGCUCGAGGACAGUUCCGGCAAAGGUAGGUUGAGUCCCUCUCAUUAUUCCCCCCAGAGUACACAAAGGAUAAUGAAUUAAUACCAAAGUACACCAGCAUAGUGGUCAGGCGGGUCCCAAGACUGAAUACUGAAGCACAAAAACGGAAGCCAAAUACUUCGGAAAUGGGCAUGCGGAAGGAGUCCUUAAAAAGCGUAGGUUUUGUCUUGCCCAUGCUCCGUCGAAGCUUUUUGAUAAACGUCGUCGGGAUGUUUAUCUCUUUCCUCCCUACGAUUAAUUUGUGUAGCGCAGUAGUGGCAUUCGUCCUCAUAAUCCUACCGACGCCUUGCGUUUAUCAUUUCUUCCUAGUUCUUAAAGACCGCAUGUUUUAUCAGUGCUAGUUUUACUUGUACACCACACCCUUUUGGCCACGCUGUUUCGCACUGUCUGUCAGACAGACUUUUCACACUGCCACAUAUUAGCCAUAUUUAUCUCUUACAGGCUGCUCAGCCCGAAUCGUCAAGUUCCAACGUAAGUCUGCAUCUUCCCGUUAACCCUUUAUAGAUUAACCUCGCCGAAUCCGACUUGCCGGAGGAAGAAAAGAUCCGAAUAAUGAUGGAGCGAUCGUCCGAAAUCUACUCUGAUAAAAAGUAUACUUUUUUGAGAAAAUUUACGUCUUGUAGUUUCACUGUGAAAGCCAAACCUUACGGGACUCCUCCGGCAGGGUAUAUAUGCCACAAGUGUAAUCUCUCAGGGCAUUGGAUUCAUAAUUGCCCGGGGAUACGUGAUCAGACUGGGAGGUUGAUGGACUCGAAGUCGAUCAAGAGACCAACUGGGAUUCCACAAGAUUUCCUACUUGAGGUUGAACCAGAUACUCCGGGUGCCUACUUAGGUAAAACCGGACGCUAUAUGGUUCCCAUAAAGGAUGCGUAAGUCUGCUUAUUUGUUUAACACUUCCCAGCGAAGCUUAUGCCCUAAAAAAGAAGGAAAAGCGAGCGUUUACUGCAGAGGAAAACCCGCCCUACGUUCCACCCGAGGAGCGGAUGCCCCCUGAAGAGUUUACCUGCCCGCUAUGUCACAAGUUAUUCCAGGAUGCCGUUUUGGUUUCCUGUUGUGGCACCACAUUCUGUAACGACUGCAUCAUGGGUCACGUCUUCGAUUCCGACAUCCUUGGCUCCCACCAGUGUCCGGUUUGCAAAUCCUCACUGAACGAACACGAGACAACAGUGUUCGAGAACACAACUGUCCGAAACUUAGUGCGUGGGUGGCUACGCAUGUAUGGACAGAAUGAGGUAACCAACUUUGGAAGUUCUCCUGAAAAACAACUGAAACCGAGUACUCCUGAGCCCGAAAAGGUAAUAAUCUCGAUUUUACUAUGCUCCUCUCUAAGGUUGUCCGUCGUGUUCUUAAACCCAAACAACCGGUUUUGCUGGACACGUCUAAACCGAGUUCACACGGAGCUGACCAACAGAAUCCCCUCGAAAGCAACACAACCUCAGUUUCCACAGUCCAGGGGCAGCCACCCGUCAAGCCCGAAAAUUCUGCUCAGCUACCCGAACCUCCUACCCUUGAUCAUAUGCGCGUCGGAACUUUGCCCUUCCCCCCAAAAUCCGAUCCGUCUUUGGUUAACAAUGUUAAAAAUUAUUCACCUAACAAAAAAAAUCUUCCUAUUGUUUCUAAUACAACCACUGGUGUUGCCGACGCGCCUUGUGCCACAGUGAUUGGAGCACAGGGCACCUCAGUGGUGUCGACCGCUCCGAUUUCCUCUUCCAGUCUCUCUUUCAGUAGGGUCACGGCGCCUGUUCUCCCAAGUAUUAUUGGGAAUGAGAACACGGCUCUGGUAAAUGCCAUGUAUGGGACUAGCCUUGUUGGCAUGACGUCAGCGGCUGCCAGCAAUUCACUGGCUCAGAUCGCUGGUGUCUAUCCAAACGUUUCGCUCAUGCCCUCGGGUAUCCUAUGGCCUCAGGGGGAUAUUCCGUACCUAAAUAAUGUUGACCAAAACGCUUUGCUAAACCAAACUGGUGUAUUCUCUUCCACACCGGAUCUGGUCGCUCCUCUCUUUGGCAUUCAGAGCAGAGCGGGGGAUGGUGUCAUCCAAGGUGGCGCGUUUCCCAAAGACAAGUUGCUAUCCAAGGAAGAAUUUUACCAAUGGAAAAUGCAACUGAUGCAGCAAUCUCGAAAAAUAAGGUAACAUUGAGCGCUUUUGUAUUACCGCUCGUGCGUUUCCUUGCUUGCUACUUUUUGCCGCUCAUCCCCGAUUGACUCGUGGUGCGCCAGAGCUGUUUUCAGGUUUCAUGUUGUUGGCUUAGAAUUUUAGGAGCGUUAGUGUUUGUCUAGGAUGAGUCUAGGACGUAUUGCGCCCAGGGCCGCUACGUUUGUCAUCAGAGAAGGAUGCUGGCGUAUGUUCGGCCUUUCCACCAGUAGUUCUCACGGUUUAGCAUUUACAGAUUGGAAGGUUGACGGUCACUGGCAAGGAUGCGUGAUGUGACCAUCAGACCAAACGAGUAUCAAAUUAACAAGCCUGCCUAAAUUUCUAGUUAGCCGUCCUAUCCACUAAACAAGAUGUGCGUUUCUAUUUUCCCCAGUUUAUUUUGUGUCAGUCCUGAUCAAAUUGUCUUAAUCGUUUUAGCUCAUCAUUUGUGUACUAUUCUUCAGUAGGACCUUUUAAUAAAGGCUCCUCUGUGCUUGACUGUUAACACGUCCUCUAUAGGCGACUUCUCACCAGUUACUAGUUCUUUUGUAACUGUUUAAUAAUCACAAAAACGGUGGUCUAAGAUCUUCGAUGAUCUCUGUAGGAUCUGCUUCUCGGAAUGUUUGAACCCGCAUGUAAGAUUGGGCUUGUCAUACUUGCUUCCGGGUCGUCUCUUUUGAGGUGUUUUCCUUAUUUACUACUAGGUUAGCAUUAGCAAGACUCGGCACCCACAUCUCAGAUUUGUCCGUAUUACACAGUGGAUUGGUAAGGAAGCAGUCAUACCAGAUGUCUUCCGAUACUUGAUUGGCAGAAACGUACCUGCAGUCGACUGUGCUUCUGUGGGGUUCCCAAGAGGUCAUGAACGUUCUCUGCUGUCACACAAGAGCCUAGUUGGAUUAGAGGAUUUCCUGUAGAUCUUAUUGAAGACUUGUCUAACGUCAGUUACCUGGGUUAAAGAAAAACAGAAGUCCUCGAAGGAUGCGCAUUGAUAGUGGCGUAACUUUCCACCCUUGCUUGUUUUACUGUCUGCAAACUGUCUGUUGUACUUAAGUUAGGAGUUAAAACAAUUGGGGCUGAGCUCGUUUUUGACAUUGAUUAAUCGAAGGCAAGGGUUAUCCUGUUCACCGGGAGUCCGCUACAAGCGACAUUGGUAGUUUGCUUUACUUCGGUUAAAUGUUUCUAACGUCGUGACGUGACGUGUGGCCUCUUCCGCUCUGUGCUCCUACCAUUUUUGUCGCCUGGUUAAGAUAACUGAGACCGAGGGGGAUGGACAGUCGCCUGCAAGCUUUGGUCUUAAGUCCUCGGAACGUGUCGUUGGCCCUGUUCAUCGAGAAAGUGAUGAGAACGCCUGAAGUCGCAUUCGUUUGACUUUUUUCUUAUAAAUGAACCACAUCUAGGUCUGCACGUUCUCGUAGCCGUGACUCAACUUCACGCGGCGUCCGCAGACGGUCGGGCGAUCGCAAUCACAGACGCGAUGAGCGCUCAAACGGCCGCCUACGUGAGCGGCACUACCGUGAUUCGUCCCGUGAAAACACAGGCCGACACAGUUCUCGGGGUCGUCGUUAUGGCCGGGUACGGUCACGAAGCCAUUCCCCGCAACCGAUCGAGGAUUAUGAUGCGUGGCGUCGUAGAAAAGAUCGCAAAAAGCUAGUUGAGCGAGAUUCAUCACACAGCAGAUUUUCCCGUAAGCCGUAUGCCUCAGAAGCAUCUCCCGCUGAAGACCGAGAAGUGCGCGGUCGCUUCCGUCCUAACAGUUGUGCCAAUGAGUCUUCAGUGCCCGUCCCUGACCGCCCUUCUCGAGUAUCCCGCCGCCGUACUUCCCCCUCCAGGACGCAGCAAACCAUCGACCCGGAAUUGUCAUAUUCACCCAGUUCAAGGCAACACGAUCUUUUUAUCAACCCGGAAAGGGGCAGUCAGUCACCACGAGAGCGGUGAGUUUUCAGUACGUCUGUUUUGUUGCAGUUGUCGUGAAAGUUAGGCGUUUGUUCAAGAGUCCCUCUUUUUACCCUUAGUUCUGGCAGGUGCGUAGGAUAUUGCAUGCCUAGGCGAACUUUCGCAACACGCUUGCUUGAUUUAGUCUAAACAAACGCGGAUACUAGGUAGGAUCCAACUGCAUCUGCAAUUUCGAAAGCCGGUUCCUUCUACGUGUAGCCCUUCAUUUAGUAAGAUUUAAAUUUCGCUAUAAAUAAAAAUAAGCUUAGUCUGACAUUUUCGACUAGUGACAAGACUUAAGAAGUCUCUUGCUACAAAUUCACAGCGGAAACUCGCAUUUUACUGCAAGUAAUAGGUUGCCCUACACCGCUUUGUGAGCCGUUUCAAAUGCUUCAUCGUGUGCUUGGUGUUGGACAAGAUUGAGGCACUCCAGUGCCUUAAGUCAAGUUUUGCUAAGUGUUUUAUACUUUAUACCCCAGAUUUCUGCUGUGUUGCGUAAAGAUACAUCUGAAUUCGCCAGCUUUUGACUUGUCCUAAUUGUACUUAUCCUUACAGUUCGCCGCAUGCGUCGGUCGUCCCCGAAUACGCGCCGUCAGAUACGGCGUCAUCAAGAGGUACUUUGUUUCAUUGUUCGUAAUAUUCCUGCCUAGGGCCUACUCCCCAGUCCUCUUAUCGCCUACAGUCCCCAAGUGAUGUAGGACAUUUGGCGGGUAAUAAGGAAUUUCCAUCAGGCGAUAGGAGAGCCACUCCACGGGAUCUUAUUUAUAACUCGAGGUAAGUCACGAAUUUGAAACUCGAAAGUCUAGUCCGCCUAGGGAAGUAGACUUCGAGGAGCUCGAUGAGCGAGCCUUAAAGCGUUUGAAGAAGGAACAGAAGCGAAAAUUGAAACAUGAGCGGAAGCGGUAGUUCUUAUUGCUUAUUGCUGACCCUUCAUAGUGCUAAAAAAGCUGCUCGCGCUCUGCGGGAGGCAGAGGGUCCUGCCCUUGAUGAAGCAGACGGUGAAUUUCCUGGACUUAAUGAUGGAGAUUUCAUCGAAACGAAAGUGAGACACAAGAAGCGAAAACAUAAAAAGAAGCGAGAGGGUUCUGAUUCAGCUCCAAGAAAAUCUAAGAAGUCAAAAAGGCGAGGUAGUUCCCUAACAGAACCCCUGGAGAUCUGCUAGUAAUUUUCUACAAUUGUACAGUUAUUUCCUAUUUACUGACACUAAGUCCUUAUUCCGCAUCAAGGUGUACAGCUAUUUUGUUUUAAAUACACAAAUGCAAAUUAUAAUGGUCGUUUGUUUCGUUUACGACACUUUGUCGGUUUGAAGAAUGAUAUCCAUUCGAUGACUUAACACUGUCUUUCCCAGUGAGUAUGACCCUCGUGAAGAAUGACUGACUGCUCGAGGUGAAUAGGUUAUGACCGUCCCUGAGCAAUUUGCUUGUUAUGGUAAUCAAACAACCUGAGGGAUGUUAUAAAUGAGACGCUGUAGAACUGACAGCUCUCCACCCCACGCCGUUGCGCACAAAAUAUCCGUUAAUCUUCUGAGCGACGAACACUGAACUUCAGGUCUUUCGGUCUGCAAAUAAACGGUGAAGGUCAUGCUCUGUCUGCAUUCACAGGUGCUGCGUGUGUCAAGGACUUGAACUCAGAGCGGGGUCCGCCUUUUUAGCAGAAUUAGCUUGGAAACCUGGCCCCAAGAAUUCGGCACGACCAGAGGCUACCUUGCAGAGGGGUCAGGUAUUCAGCUGGUCCGGCAAAAGCGCCCACAUUGUUCCGCCAGCUUUUAUGGUUUUUGGGACGCCGCAUGAUUUCUGAUAAAGACAGCUGUUUAGGACACUUACAGCCGAAGGGCCGACUGACCUUCACCGUUAUGGGUUUCCUCGUUUAAGGAAUCAUAAGUGGAGCUGAAGCCACCUACUUUUUUCGGUCUCAUCCGUAAUUUACAUGUGGUGCUGGCCUGUGCGGUCGGAACGAACAAUAGGUCUGGGGUUGGUAUACGAAAAGCACUAACUAUAGGACAGAUAAUGUGGCCCGGACGUUGGAGAAGUCGUUACAUUCGCAAACCUGUCAGUGGAGAGCAGACUGCGCUGGCCAUCGGGGCACAGUCGUCACGGAGUGCAUCCGGACGAUUUUCUCGACUGUGCUUAAGCAUUGGACGGUUCAGAGGAAUUCCGAGGGACCGGGUCCUCACUUCACUCACGCUUCAUGUCCCACCUUUCUUAUGGUGAUUUACCGCAUGUGGAGAGUCGGUGAUCAGAUGGGCUGGGGCAGAAUCGUACUUGGUGUCCUUUUAAAGUACCAGAAUGCUCUAAGGCCGUUGUCCCUGAGAAGAUGAAGUCGGUCGUAUACCCAGAAAGAUGUACUAGGUUGUCGAAUCUUCAGGGACUGCUGAUAUAAAUAUAUUUCCCGGAACCCCCCUGUUGAUUGCAUUGAAUGCGCUGGUCGGAUCUGCGAAGACGGCGUAUGAGCAGUCGUUCUGCUCAUUACGUUUUUCUCAAACUACCAACGAAUGCCAUUUCGACGUUGUGACUUGGGUCAGUCACUGUGUGUUACAGGGUGGUUUCGUGUAUCUUGUUGAGAUCCGAGCCGAACUGACGUGGCGUUGGGUAGGGUAUUUAUUUGACUGGGUGAAGUGUACGGGCCAGACAACCGUCCAAGCAGUAAAAGGGACGGGCGUAGAUUGAUUGUCCGCCAACAGGCAAGGCUCUGUGCGAUGGAAAAAGCAAGCAAGCAGGCUAGCUUUCCAGUUCUCACUGUUUAUUUCUUUUUAUCAGCUAUACACCGUCCCUGCUCUGGUAAGAUCUGAGCUUUGAACCAGUAGAGUUGACCGGAGUUCCAAGGCAGAUAGCGUCUCCGGUGCACUGCUCGGGCUGGUAAAAAGCAAUUACACCACUUACUAUUUCUGAUCGGAGGCGAUAAUGCGUUGCCAGGACUGAAUGACCAAUUAGACUCGGCUUGGGGUUGGGAUAUGACUUUCUGAUGACGGCAGGUGAGCCGUUAGCGGCCUGCACAGUUUCUCUUGUCUUGUUGGUGAUAGUUCUCGGGUAUAGGUUGCUCGUAACCGUGACUGUGUAUGCAAAGUAGGCCAAAGUUCGAACGACCGGACCAAAUUGACGAACCCCAUUCCCACACGAUGGCUCUCUCGCUUGAUACGUCAGUGCUUAGGGGAGAUAGCCAGUAUUGACACAUUGAACCUCGUCCCAUUUGUUAGAGAACGUGACUUUCCUGAAGACUUUGGUCAUAUAUAUUUUUUUCACAAUGUUGCAAAAGUCUGAGCGUGACAGGCCAUACUGGAUUUAAGCUAACGACUGUAUUCCUGUUUUUUUUCCUCACACUUCCCCAUAACCCUCCCCAGCCAUACCUUAUUUUUCUUCAGAAUAA
This is a messenger RNA of Spirometra erinaceieuropaei, 13349 nucleotides long. NCBI's taxonomy places the organism in Eukaryota, Metazoa, Platyhelminthes, Cestoda, Diphyllobothriidea, Diphyllobothriidae. The record is from the annotation of a GenBank genome assembly.